CUUUUACUUGGCCGCAAGUCUAAAAAAAAAAAUAAAUAAAAAUAAAAAUCAUUAGUUACAAACAUAAAUGAAACAAGAGGGUGAAAAAAACAGAAACAAGAGACAUUUUAUAUAAAUAUUUGUUUCUCUCUCUAGGUUUUGAUACCCCUUGAAUAAUUUUCGUUUCGCGCGUAGUUUGGGAGAGCAGGCGUUGGUUAACUUGGUUCACUAUCAGAGAAGAAGAUGGCACUGAAAGCACCAAUUACAGGGUUAGGCAUGGCUUCAACACCCUCUGCUCCAUUACAGGUCCCCUCUUCUAACAGGCUCGUCAUCCUCAGGGCACAACCUCUCAGAACAUGUUUCUUUGGUAAUGGAGUUCAAAAAGUCGCAGGAAUUCAAUUAGCUCAUUUCAAUAGAACCAAAUGCAAUUAUCAUGGUUGGGGUGCUCUUGGUACUCGGAUGAACCAAUUUGAUCGAUUUUCUAGAAUUAUCAAGUCAUAUGCAAAUGCAAUUAUAAUCUCAUUUAAAGAUCCAGAGAAGAUCUUAGAACAGUCCGUGCUGGAAAUGAAUGAUGAUUUAACAAAGAUGCGUCAAGCUACAGCAAGAGUUCUCGCAUCACAAAAGCAGUUGGAAAACAAAUAUAAAGCUGCACAGCAAGCUUCUGAAGAUUGGUACCGAAAAGCACAACUUGCCCUUGGGAAGGGGGAGGAGGAUCUUGCCUGUGAAGCACUUAAACGGCGUAAAUCUUUUGUAAAUGUUUUGUGGUAAGUAUGUAUAAAGGUU
Molecule: messenger RNA, 762 nt
Organism: Cornus florida
Lineage: Eukaryota; Viridiplantae; Streptophyta; Magnoliopsida; Cornales; Cornaceae
Product: membrane-associated protein VIPP1, chloroplastic-like
Exons: 5
Coding region: 223-747 (174 amino acids)
Source: RefSeq, a predicted model, not a curated record